Messenger RNA from Camponotus floridanus (Florida carpenter ant), 1824 nucleotides. RefSeq names its product ADP-dependent glucokinase. The record is from RefSeq and is a predicted model, not a curated record. Bases 73 to 1521 code for a protein of 482 amino acids. Gene Ontology annotation, molecular function: ADP-specific glucokinase activity. The transcript has 5 exons. Gene Ontology annotation, biological process: glucose metabolic process. NCBI's taxonomy places the organism in Eukaryota, Metazoa, Arthropoda, Insecta, Hymenoptera, Formicidae. Gene Ontology annotation, cellular component: endoplasmic reticulum.
CGAUCAGUUAUCAGUUGCGCGUUGUGCGUGUGGUGUGACUGUGGUGUCCGUGUGUAAACGAUCGUGUGCAGUAUGGGGUAUAAAAGAGGGUUAAGAUUCGGGACCCUUUUCACCGUGGUAAUUGUACUCGCGGCGAUUUAUUAUCGUAACCACGAAAACGUCCUGCAAAAACGACUGCUAACCCUGUUGCACGGCCUCGAGAAACUUGAGAAUAAACACGUCAUUACUAGGAAGCCGAAAGUCGCUAUAGGUUAUGGCGUGUGCACCGACGUCUUCAUCGACGCGAGACACCUGCUGAAGUACUCGGAUGAGGUCGGUCGGCCUGAACACUUUGACGAGAUCAACACCGAGCUCGAAUUGCUCAAGAGCUUCGCCUAUUAUUUUCGCCAUGGGGCUGCAGCCGAGCGUUACAUGGCAAAUAGAACUUUAUUCGACGAGCUGGUGUCGAAGGCGCGUUCGUUUUCUUCGUCUUAUUCGACAAUCGGAGGAAAUGCUGCAGUCAUGGCGAUGCGAUUCGCGCGAGAGGGAUGCGAUGUAACCUUCGCAGCAAAGUUGACCAAGUCCUUACAUCAGAUGAUUCCGCAGGUGAUAAAUGUUGUAGGUGGCGAGGUAAAACGCGACGAUAUUCAUCUCAUCUUGGAAUAUAAGCAUGGCGAGGUGUGGGGUCCUUAUUCUAGUGCGAGAGCAAACAGGUACAUUAUCCACAACGAUAUGAAUAAUCCAUUGAUUAGCUCAUUCAAUGCCUUUGACAAAAUCUUGAGGACCUAUGACCCCGAUUUACUAGUAAUCAGUGGCCUCCAAAUGAUGGACAAUUAUCCAUUUCAGGAAGGUGAGCGGAAGAAUUUGCUAUUGAAUGUGAAGAAACAAAUGUUGGAGCGGUUGAGUUCUACCAAAAUUCACUUUGAGAUGGCUUCAUUCGCCGAGGAUAAAUUGCUCUUUGAACUGUGCGAUCUGGUGGUUCCGUUCGCUGAUAGUUUGGGAAUGAACGAGCAGGAAAUAGCGAAUUUGUACAAUACUAUGUAUUACGGCAACAUUUCACUGGUCGCCGAUUCAACUCCGCGCGUCGCGACAGUGUUGGAUCAGAUGAGGACGUUAUUCAAGCUUAUACGUUUGAGAAGCAAGUCGAUCACGAACGCUAGGGAGCUCACGAGGAUUCACGUCCACACGCUGGCAUAUCAAGCUAUAUUCACUGUCAAGAAUUCUAUCUGGAAAAAUACAAUGGCUGCUGCGGCUAAAGCGUCGCUAACUGCACAUAGGCAUGUAUGCGCAUCAAGUAAUGUCGAUGUGAAUAAAGCGACGCUAAUCAUGGACGAUAGUUUCUCGACAUCUAUUGUUGAUGGUACACGAAUAUCAUUGAACAUCGACAAACCGGUAUCUUGUUGGGAUGAGAUAUUGAAGAUGGAGCAGGAAGAUAUUCCUAUUCAGGUGUGCGUCGCGCCUGUAUUAGUUUGCACAGAAGCUAGUCAGACAGCUGGUGGCGGAGACAAUAUUUCCAGCGCAGGCCUAGUACUUCAAAUCUGAAAUACGGAUUUAUCGAUACAACGUUAAGUUUUUAAGUAGUGAUCGUAUUACGAAUCAUAUUCAUCCUCCCCCACCGUGUAUAUGUAAACGCGCGAAUCAAAAUCCUAAAAUAGGCCUUUAUUCACAUUUGUAGCAUGCGAAGAUCGUGUAAAUGAUUGACGCUUAUUCCACAAUGAUUUUUACAUUCCAUUCAAAAUGAAAAUUAGAGACUGGACACUCAUAUGACUGUUAUACACUAUUGAAGGAUGUAAAGCAUUAUUUAAUUCUAAGCACUUGUAUGUGUGCAUUUUAUCAUAUUAUAAC